AUGCCUCCAACUCGGCUGAAGGAAAAGACCAAGCGGACGGCCGCUUCGUCUGAAAAAACUCCGAUGAACCAACAACCGGUUGACGAUAUUGACAUGGACGAUGAGACUAGCUCGGACGAGGAAGACCUACCUGAGAAGGACGAGGCUGAACUCAAGCUGGAGCGCAUGCUCUUUGGCGAUGAUGAGGGGUUCAUGGGCGCAUUGAAAAACCAGCAGGAGCGGGCGGAUGCUAUGCAGCUUACCUUGCAUAGUGAUGAAGAGAGUGGAAGUGGUGAAGAGGGGGAGGAAAGCUAUGAAGACAAUGUUGAGGACAUGGCAGAUGCAGAUCUCUUUUUCCUCGACUCAGGCGUCGCACCCGAAACUACAGAUCUCAUUCCUUCGCCGGAGACUCUAUCCGACGAUGAAGACGACGAGUCUGCUCCUGCAAUCUGGCACGACAGCGACGAUGAGCGCCUUGCCGUUUCGCUUGCAAGCCAGGCCAAGCUCCGCAAAUUGCGUGUGGCAGAGUCCGAAGAUAUCAUCAGCGGCAAGGAAUACACUCGCCGAUUGCGCAGACAAUUUCAGCGCAUGCAUCCCACUCCCGAGUGGGCGAACCCAGAGCUGGCUGCUUUGCGCCGCAACGCAAAUUCGGACUCUGAUGCCAGCGGGGAAGAGAUGGAUUCUGAUGAAGAGGAUGAGCAAUUAUCUAUGCAGCCACUGGCUAAGCUGCUUCAGAACACCACCGAUCUCACUCGUGUUGAAGACAAUGCCCGCUCCGGCGGCAAGCGCAAGCUCCGACAGGAAGUUCUGGAUAUCCAACGUCUCAAGGAUGUUGGCAAGGCACAGCCGUCCUCCGUUGACUCACUCAACUUCCACCCACACUACCCACUCCUGCUUUCUUCUGGACCUGCAGCAACUCUCUUCAUGCACCACAUAUCUCCCUCAGCACCAUCCCCCAACCCCCUCCUGACCUCCCUGCACAUCAAGCGCACCCCAAUCCACACAUCUGCAUUUGCCCCGCCCACGGGUAACAAAAUUUUUGCAUCUGGCCGACGACGAUACUUCCACAUUUGGGAUAUGGACACGGGCAAAGUGGACAAGGUCAACGGAACAGCAGACCGGAAAGAAGAACAAAAGUCCAUGGAGCGCUUUAAGCUCUCUCCAUGCGGCCGCUACGUCGGUCUGGUCGGCACCUCUCGCAAGGGCGGUGGUCUGAUCAACAUUCUCGACUCCAGCACCGCCCAAUGGAUCGCGCAGGUACGCGUCGACGGACGUGGCGGUGUUGCAGAUUUCGCCUGGUGGUCCGAUGGCGAGGGAAUGACAGUAGCCAGCAAGAACGGUGAGAUCUCAGAGUGGGAUGGUCGACUACGCCGCGUUGUGGCUCGUUGGCUCGAUGCCGGUGCCGUCGGUACUACCGUCCUCACAUUGGGUGGUCGCUCAGGUCGUACCCAGCUCGGUGGAGAUCGUUGGGUUGCUGUCGGUAGUUCCAGUGGUGUGGCCAACAUCUAUGAUCGCCGCGACUGGGCUGCUGCGUAUGCGAACGCCUCACAGGCUGAGAAGGAUGGCCCUUCGCAGGCUGGUAUUCCUCGGAACCCGACUCCGGCGCGUGUGUUGGAUCAGCUUACCACUCCUAUUAGCCAUCUGGUUUUCGCUCCUGAUGGCCAGAUGCUGGUUAUGGCUAGUCGCUGGAAGCGUGAUGCCCUCAGACUUGUUCACCUUCCAUCUUGUACAGUGUACCGCAAUUGGCCCACCUCUAACACCCCACUGGGCCGUAUCACCUCAGUGGCCAUUUCGCCAAAUUCCGAGCAGUUGGCUGUUGGAAAUGAACAGGGCCGUAUCCGGCUCUGGGAAAUUAGAGGAUAG
Messenger RNA from Penicillium longicatenatum, 1842 nucleotides. RefSeq names its product WD40 repeat domain-containing protein. Gene Ontology annotation, molecular function: protein binding. NCBI's taxonomy places the organism in Eukaryota, Fungi, Ascomycota, Eurotiomycetes, Eurotiales, Aspergillaceae. Bases 1 to 1842 code for a protein of 613 amino acids. The record is from RefSeq and is a predicted model, not a curated record. Gene Ontology annotation, cellular component: Pwp2p-containing subcomplex of 90S preribosome; small-subunit processome. The transcript has 4 exons. Gene Ontology annotation, biological process: rRNA processing.